UCAGUCAGCCGGUGGACACUCAGCGGCGGUGUGUGACGGACUGUGCGGGACAUGAUGUGUGAAGUUGGGGACGGGAAGUGUCGGUCGGUCCGCUCCGGAGCAGGAGGAGGAGGAGGCGGAGAGGGAGACAGGAGCCGCCAUGACUUGACAGACAGCAGCGGAGAGUAUGUGAAGUUCUCCAAAGAGAAGUUCUGGUUGGAGCCGCCGUCGGAGCAGCAGAGGAAGCAGCUGGAGGAGGAGCUGAAGCUGAGCGGCACCAACCUGAAGAGCCACGCCUGGUACCACGGACAAAUCCCCUGGGAGGUGUCAGAGAGCCUGGUGUUGAACCACGGCGACUUCCUCAUCAGAGACUCUCAGUCCAGUCCGGGCGACUUCGUCCUCACGGCCCACUGGGAGCAGGAGACGCUCCACUUCCUCAUCAGGAAGACGGCGGUCCAGUCCGGCGAGACGUACACCCGGGUCCAGUACAGCCUGGAGGGCGAGGCCUUCGACUCCAUCCCGGCCCUCGUUCACUUCUACGUGGGCGGCCGGGCGGCUCUGAGCCGGUGGAGCGGAGCUCAGAUUCACCGGCCGGUGAACAGGACGCUGCCGCUCACCUACCUGGAGACGGCCUUCUGCACCGCCGUCGGCGCGCCGCCCUGCCCCCGAGGCCUGAGGAGCGGAGAGGAGAGGGUCUGUCCGAGGAGUCCUUCCUCUCUCCACCACCGGGAGGCAGACGUGAGCAGAGGACAGGACGAGCAGACGCUGCUGACUGCUGGAGAAGCAUCGCUCUCGACCCCAUACAGCAACAACACCCCACAGUCCAGAAGCCCUUGCAGUAGCAGGGCAGUCAGCGUGGCUCCAUCGCCGUCCCUCCCAAGGUGCUCGGAUACCGCCCAACCCCCGACCUCCCCGAACAGCACCCUUCACAGAGAGCGUGACGACAGACCCCAGCCUCAUCCGAACCAGGACUCCCCCUUCUCCGACACAGAUGGGAGCUGCUACACGGAGCUGUACCCCGGCCCUCAGAGCUACGUGGAGAGGCUGCGGGUGGAGGAGGGGUCGGCGGGCCUCGACCCGCUGAGGGUGGAGGACGGGAACGCGAACUUCUCGCCGGUGGUGGAGACGGUUUCUUCUUUCAAACCGAGCGGGUACCAGUCGCCGCUGAUGCCCAAGGAGAAUAAACCUCUGGAGGUCGGCGUUCUGCGGAGGGUGAAGGAGCUGCUGGCCGAGAUCGACCCCAGGACGGCGGCCAAACACAUCACCAAGGCUGACUGCAAGAUGGCCAGAAUUCUGGAGGUGACGCCGGAGAUGCAAAGGAUGAUGGGAGUCAGCUCUGGGAUGGAGCUGCUCACGCUGCCACACGGCCAACAGCUGAGACUGGACCUGCUGGAGAGGUUCCAGACCAUGGCGAUCAUGCUGGCCGUGGACGUGUUGGGCUGCACGGGGACGAACGAGGAGCGAGCCGGUCUGCUUCAUAAAAUCAUCCAGAUCGCUGCCGAGCUCAAGAGCACCAUGGGCAACAUGUUCGGCUUCGCUGCCGUCAUGAGAGCCUUAGAGCUGCCGCAGGUGUCCCGUCUGGAGCAGACGUGGAUGGCGUUACGGCAGCGGCACACAGAGGGCGCUAUUCUCUACGAGAAGAGUCUGAGGCCGUUCAUGAAGAGCCUGAACGACGGGAGAGAAAGCUGUCCGCUGUCCAACACCACCUUCCCCCACGUCCUCCCCCUCCUGUCUCUGCUGGAGAAGAGUGUGGCGGUGGGUGAGGGGACGGAGCCCUGGGAGACGGUGGAAGUCGGUGUGGACGUGGUCAUGUUCCACCUGGGAGCGGCGAGGACCAUCGCACAGCUGGGCGGCAUCUACCGGUCCAAUGCCGAGAGCAAACUGCAGGGUUUCCAGGAGCAGGCCGAGGUCCUGGAGCUCUUCCUGACCGACUUCCAGAUGAGGCUGCUGUGGGGGAGCAGGGGAGCCACGGAGAACCAGGCCCUGCGAUAUGCCAAGUUUGACCAGGUGCUUACCGCCUUGUCCAACAAGCUGGAGCCGCCUGUCAGGUCGCGCUGAGCCCAGACCUGUUUAUAUUGACUGUUUACGCUGGAUGAGUGCCCGGUCGUGUUCUCGUUCCUACAUGGGACAGUCUGUUGGACACUGAGCGGCUCCCACUAGCAGCUUGGAGGAUGCCUUGCUCAAGAGCGGCUGGAGGGAAGGCUCCGAACAGGGAGGCUAAAGCAGACUCAAGACAGUACGUCACCUUUGUCAGUCAAGAUUUGCCCAAAUGUAAGAGACAGAUACUUGAAACAUUUCACCUGCUUCUCUGGAGCUUGUUGGGAUUCAGACUCCUGAACAGAAGCACUUCAGCAGGAUGAAGUCGGCUUACGGUUAAAUUCUCGUAGGAGGAUUGUUUCAGCACCUUUGAAACUGAGCCUCAACUGAUCUGACUCAAGGAAGAGCGAAGCUUAAAUUUUACAACUCCCUGUCAAAGUCCGAGCUGUCGAACAAGUGGAAUCAGGAGUUUCUGGAGGAGUUGUCCUCAUCACUCUCUCACUUACCACUAAAUACAUUCUGAACUUUAAUGUUUCAUCCACUUGUGCCAGCAUCCUUUAUUUAAUAUGUUUAGGUGUGUUGCCGGAGGACUUUAUCUAUAAUGUGAACAUGAGAUAUCAGCGGUACUGGGCCGGGGGUCGUUGUGGUUCGAUGUUUCUGUUCUGCAGAAAAAAAACAAAACCUUUUCUGUCACAAAACGCCUGAGGCCUGCUCUCAUGAAAUCGUUACUGAGAUGAGGUGGAGCCUCAUGUUUUUAUGUCUGCCUGAAGGCUGGACCUUCCCUAAAUCUACAAGUGCACCAACUGUAUGUCAUAUUGCACAACCCAAUAACAGAAUAACAUUAUAUCUACAACUUAGAUUUCUAUAAUGACAUGUUUUGUAUUAUGUUUAUUGUAAUGUGUUAAUCAUUAGGAUUUUCUAAAUGGAAGAGAAUAUUUAAUGCAAUCUGGGAUGAGGAGACUGGUUACUUGUUUCCAUUAUCACACACUCUGUAUCUCUUAUUAUGAAAUGAAAGGAAGUGAGUGAAGUGACCCAGACCACACAAGCACAGCACAGGUACACAACAUUUCUAUUACCGUUCGUAGUAUUAAUGCCUAAUAUUUAUCUGAAAUGUGAAAUGUAAAUAAAGGUG
Messenger RNA from Seriola dumerili (greater amberjack), 3148 nucleotides. It is a transcript of the gene sh2d3cb, whose product is annotated as SH2 domain-containing protein 3C-like. Gene Ontology annotation, molecular function: phosphotyrosine residue binding; guanyl-nucleotide exchange factor activity. Gene Ontology annotation, biological process: small GTPase-mediated signal transduction; positive regulation of peptidyl-serine phosphorylation. The record is from RefSeq and is a predicted model, not a curated record. Lineage: Eukaryota; Metazoa; Chordata; Actinopteri; Carangiformes; Carangidae. The transcript is spliced from 11 exons. Bases 52 to 2037 code for a protein of 661 amino acids.